AUGGAUCGACUAAAGAAGCAGCGUACACCCAUUCGAGCCAUGAUGACUAGGACGGUCAACGAGCUGGAUGAGGAAAUGACGAAAGACGAUAAAGAUAAGGACGUCCUGAUUGUGAAGUUGAAGAAGUUGAUCGAGCUUACCGACACCGUGGUGGAUUUGGAUAAGCAAGUUUUGGAUGCAAUUUUGGACAAUGAAAACCUCACUGAAGAAGAUUAUUUAGAAGAAUCAAGAUCAAUUGAAGGAUACAAUGAUAAGUGUAGAUUUGUGCGCCACAAAGUUGAAAAGUUCCUUGGUCCAGAACGAUCAGCAAGCCAGACAAAUAGUUCUUACAGCACUGCUAGUGGAGGACUUCUUAAGAAGAAUUAUAAGCUACCAAAGAUCGAGUUAAUGAAGUUUGACGGGGAGAUCAAGAACUGGCUGGAGUGGUGGGCGCAAUUUAAGAAGAUUGAUGAAGAUGAAGAUUUACAUGUGACGGACAAGUUCCAUUAUUUAGUGCAGAGUAUGGUCAGCGGGUCAAAGGCCGCGGAUCUUAUCAGAAGCUAUCCGAAGACGGAUGCAAAUUAUCCGAAAGCUAUUGGAGCAUUAAAGGAAAGGUACGGGAAAGAUGACAUCCUUGUUGACCUGUAUACAAGAGAGCUGGCACAGUUCUUGUUCGAAAAAGAGAAGUUAUCAUUGGAGAAGUUUUACGAUCGUCUUCAAACGCAGCUGCAGGCGUUGGAGUCGUUGGGACAGGAAGAUGGUGCGAAAGUUAAUCCACCAAAGUCAAGACUCGACUAUUUAAUGCAGUUCCUCCGACAGGAAGUGGAACGAGAAGCAAAGCUGAAGAUGUUUAUUGGAGGUGAUUCUUCUGGCAAGUCCAAGAAAGAAAAAUAUGAAAAUCAUGGAAAGAAGAAAGAUUCAAUCCCAACCGCAGCAGGAUUGUUCGUGGCGCAGAGCAGCAAUUGCGUGUUUUGCUCCAAAUCCAACCAUCCAAGUACCGAGUGUUAUCGAGCGGAUAGGAUGAGUUGGUCAGAGAAGAGUGAUCUGAUAAGAAGCAAGAAUUUGUGUUAUCGGUGUCUGAAAUUUGGACAUCGUAAAUCAGACUGUAAAGUUAAGUUGAAAUGUUCAUCUUGCGGCGAGCCCCAUGCAAGAUCAAUGUGUGCAAGACUUCCGUCAAAUCAAAGGAACAAUACCGGAAGAGAAGAGGUACACAGUGAACUCCCAGUGACAGCAGCAAAUGCCAACCACUCAUGCAGCAAAGAUGUACUGAUGAAGACGUUGUUGGUGAAGAUUGCUGGUCCUAAAGGAACAAGAAUAGUGAGGUUGCUGUUCGACGAGGGAAGCCAGCAGAGCAGCGGUGGUCAGAGGACGAUCUCUGCAAUCGGAAGUCCACUCGUGGGAGAAGAAUGGACUCGUAACGUUCUGUUUGGUGGAAUUUUGACGGAGCCGAGGAAAAUUAAGAAAUUUAAAGUGCAAGUUCAAAGCCUCGAUGGGAGAUUCAAGAGAGACAUUAUUUUUAGGGAGUCCCCAACUAUUUGUGGAGACAUUCAAAGAAUUCCGGCCGGUCCGUGGAUGAAUGAGUUGGAGAAGAGGAAGAUUUUUCUGUCAGACUUUGAGAUGAGCCAUGUGGACCACCCGGACAUCGAGUUAUUAAUCGGAAGUGAUUAUUGGGGACAAUUUGUGUGUGGCAAACCAUUGAUGUUAUCAUGUGGUCUUGUCGCAGUGGAGACUGUUUUUGGAUGGACCCUGAGUGGACCUGUCCCAGGAAAGGAAGUUAGCAUGGGAGUAAUGUCAAUUCAUCACUCAUUAUUUAAUGCAGAAGCAUAUGUUCAGGAUUUAUGGAAGCUCAAGACUCUGGGAAUCAAUGAUCCUACCGAGCAUAGAACCAAGAAUGAAAAGGAAGAAGAAGCAAGAAAGCAUUUUUUGAGGACAGUUUCAAGAACUCAAGAAGGAAGACACGCCGUGGCGCUUCCCUGGGUUGAUGAAGAAAGGACCAUUCCCGACAACAAGGUCGUCGCGGAGAAGAGGUUAAUUUCCACUACGACAAAAUUACGAGAGUCAGGAAAUUAUGAACUUUAUGAUAAAGUAUUUCAAGAUUGGGAGAAGGAAGGAUUAAUUGAAGAAGUAGUUGGAGGCGUGGACAGGCCUUGUCAUUACCUGCCACAUCGUCCAGUGUACAAAUUAGAGAGUAAGACAACUCCAGUUCGUCCCGUUUACGUUCCUAAAAUUGGUGUCAUUUCUGACAUUAGAAAAGCAUUUCAAAUGAUAGAAGUAGCGAAGCCGGAUCAAGAUUUCCAGCGUUUCCUCUGGUGGGAUAAUAAAGAGAAUCCAAGAAUGAAGAUUUAUCGCCACAAGCGAGUUGUUUUUGGGGUCAAGUGCAGCCCAUUCUUACUCGGAGCUGUUAUCGAGUACCAUUUGAGCCAGGUUACUGGAGAAGAAAAGGAGUAUGCAAUUAAACUGCUGCGUUCUCUUUAUGUUGACAAUUGUGUCACAUCAGUUGAUACGGAAGAAGAAUAUGAAAAGUUCAAGAGUUUAGCAGUCAAGAUGAUGUGCGACGCCAGGAUGGAGCUUCGUCAAUGGGAACGUUCCUCCUCUGGGGCCGCUGGAAUCAGUUUCGAGCAGUUUGACAAGGAUGAGAAUAGUCAAGAGACAACUGUAGUGCUCGGACUGAACUGGGACAAGAAGAAGGAUGAGUUAUCAGUUUCCGUCCCGAAAGAAGAACAGAUUGAAAAUAUUAGCAAGAGAGUGAUGUUGUCAAAAGUGCAACAAUUUUUUGACCCGAUGGGAUAUUUGAGUCCAACCACUAUCAUCCCGAAGUUGUUAUUACAAAAGACCUGGACGGAGAAGAAUUCAUGGGAUGAAGAGUUGGAUUCACCAAUUAAGAAAGAAUUUGAAGAUUGGUGGAAUCAGGCUCAGCUAUUAAAAGAAAUGAAAAUUCCGAGGUGGGCGUUUUGCUUAAGUUAUGAAAGCAAUCGCCAGUUUCAUGUAUUUUGUGACGCAAGUCAACAUGCGUAUGCCGCCGCCGUUUUUGUACGAGUUGAAGAUAAUGAACAAGUUUCAGUCCAAUUGUUACAAGCUAAGGCGAGAGUUGCCCCCAUGAAGAAGGUAACAAUUCCGAGACUGGAGCUAUUAGGAUAUACUAUUGCUGCCAGACUUUCGAAAUCAGUGAAGGAGGCCUUGUCCGCCGAGACCCCAACUUUUUACUGGAGCGACUCGACGACAGCGCUGGCUUGGAUAAAGCGCAAUGAUGAAUGGGGAACAUUUGUGGGAAACCGAGUUAAGGAAAUAUGCUCCCUCAGUAAUUCCAUGGAAUGGAACCAUGUGCCGGGCGUCCUCAACCCAGCCGACCUGCCUUCAAGAGGAUGCAGUCCUUCUCAUCUCAUCAAUUCGAAGUGGUGGGAGGGCCCGGAUUGGCUAAAGAAACCGAAAUCGGAAUGGCCAUCAAGUAAAGCUGAAGCGGACGAUGAAGAAGUUCGUGCCGAGAUGAAAAAAGUGUCAAAAGUGUCACUUAUUGCGACGUUGCCAUCUACUCCCUGA
Folsomia candida is the source of this 3516-nucleotide messenger RNA. RefSeq lists its product as uncharacterized. The transcript is spliced from 3 exons. Gene Ontology annotation, molecular function: nucleic acid binding; zinc ion binding. The record is from RefSeq and is a predicted model, not a curated record. The coding region runs from base 1 to 3516 and encodes 1171 amino acids. Lineage: Eukaryota; Metazoa; Arthropoda; Collembola; Entomobryomorpha; Isotomidae.